CGGAUCGGGCUCAGCCUCGGCAGCCCUGUCCUGGCGGCUUGGAGCCCAGGGACACUGAGCCACGUCUCGUUCUGGCGCGCUGAGGGGCGACCGCGGCCCGUCCCGCUCCGCAUUUCUCGCCUCAGGCCCAGCGCGGGCACGGCCCCUCACGGGGCUCUUGGGCCAUGGAGACGCCGCAAAGGGCGGGAAGGGUUUUCCUUCAGGGCAAGGGGGGCUGAGAGCCUUCCGCGGGCACAGCCCGCCCCUCGCUGCCAUUGGCUGAUUGUGCCGUCACUCCUUGUUCUCGCGCGCUGAUUGGGCAGAGGCGCCAUGGGCGGAGCGCGUGUGCGGGCCCGGGAGCGGCGGCAGCGGCCGGAGCCCGGUGAGGCGGCGGCGGAGCUCGGAGGCGGCCCCAGCGCAGGGGGGCAUGCACUCCAUCAGGUAGGCACACAGGAGGAGGAUCAGGAAGAGGAGGCAGCACAAGGUUCCACCCCUCCCUGGAUCUGCAGCCUCCCUCCAGCCCCAGGAGCAUUGCCACUCCACAUGCAGCAGGAUUUUUCAUUCCCAAGGAAUGUCUGGAUGGAGGAGGAGGAAAAGCCCCAGAGAUCCCAGCCGAGGAGGGGCUGCAAACCCAGCGCAGGGAGCUGUGAGGAGGAAAGACCCCCCCUGUGCCAGGAGGGCGGCCGGAGAUGCAGGCAGAGCUCAGAGCUGGGGGAGAAGCCUGAUGGAGGGGAGAAGCCCCACGAGUGCCUGGAAUGUGGGAAGGGAUUCAGAUACAGGUCCCACCUGAUCCGGCACCAGGUGAUCCACACUGGGGAACGGCCCUACGAGUGUGGGGAGUGUGGGAAGAGCUUCAGGCAGAGCUCUGGCCUGAUCCGGCACCAGGUGAUCCACACUGGGGAAGGGCCCUACACCUGCUUGGAAUGUGGGAAGAGCUUUGCAUGGAGCUCUGACCUUAGAAACCACCAGCUCAUCCACACUGGGGAGAGGCCCUAUGAGUGUUCUCAGUGUGGGAAGAGGUUUCCGAACAGCUCUGAUCUCCUCAGACACCAGCAGAUUCACACAGAGGAGAGGCCCUUCCGCUGCCCCGACUGCGGGAAGGGCUUCAAGCACAACUCCACCCUCACUGUCCACCGGCUCAACCACACCGUGGAGAGACCCUACGAGUGUCCCGAGUCUGGGAAGAGGUUUCAGACCAGCCCUACGCUCCUCCUACAUCAGCAGAGUCACACAGAGGAGAGGCCCUUCCGCUGCCCCGACUGUGGGAAGGGCUUCAAGCGCAAAUCCACCCUCAUCGGGCACCGACGCACCCACACUGGGGAGAGGCCCUACGAGUGUCCCCAGUGUGGGAAGAGGUUUCAGACCAGCUCCACUCUCCUCCUACAUGAGCGGAUUCACACAGAUGAGAGGCCCUUCCGCUGCCCCGACUGUGGGAAGGGCUUCAAGCGCAACUCCACCCUCAUCAGGCACCAGCGCAUCCACACCGGGGAGAGGCCCUACGAGUGUCCCCAGUGUGGGAAGAGCUUCUCCAGGAGCUCUCACUUGACCCAACACCAACUGAGGCACCAUAAGGGAAGCCCUCCCCACAAGUGCCUGGAAUGUGGGAAGGGUUUCAGAUACAGGUUCAAGCUGACCCAGCACCAGGUGAUCCACAGUGAGGAACGGCCCUACAAGUGUGGGGAGUGUGGGAUGAGCUUCAACAACAACUUCAACCUGGUCCGGCACAAGAGGAUCCACACUGGGGAGAAGCCCUAUGAGUGUGGGGAGUGUGGGAAGAGCUUUAGGCACAGCUCCAAACUGGUCGAGCACCAGAGGAUCCACACUGGGGAACGGCCCUACGAGUGUGGGGAAUGUGGGAAGAGCUUCCGGUACAGCUCCAACCUGACCCUGCACAAGAGGAUCCACAAUGGGGAAAAGCUCUACAAGUGUGGGGAGUGUGGGAAGAGCUUCAGAGACAGCUCCAGUCUGCUCCAACACCAGGUGGUCCACACUGGGGAAAAGGACUACACCUGCUUGGAAUGUGGGAAGAGCUUUGGAUUGAACUCCAGUCUGAGAAAUCACCAGCGCACCCACACUGGGGAGAGGCCCUACGAGUGUCCUCAGUGUGGGAAAAGGUUUGUAACGAGCUCUUAUCUCCUCCUACAUCAGCGGAUUCACACAGAGGAGAGGCCCUUCCGCUGCCCUGACUGCGGGAAGGGCUUCAAGCGCAACUCCAACCUCACUGUCCACCGGCGCAUCCACACCGGGGAGAGGCCCUACGAGUGUCCCCAGUGUGGGAAGAGCUUCUCACACAGCUCUGAUUUGACCAAACACCAACGGAGGCACCGCUAAGGGAAGCCCUGUGAGUGCCCUGAGAGCGGGAAGAGCUCCGUGUGCUGCUCCAGCUCCAUCCCCCAUGGGAGGAUUGGGGAAAAACCAAGAUUUUUGGGAACAGUGGGAUGCAAACCCCUCCAAAAAAGGUUCUUUCGUCCCACCCAAGCAGAUGGAUCCUCAGCUGGCAUGAAUAGGGAAAUUCUUUUUUUUUGCCCUUGAUUUGCUUUUCAUUUCUCUUCAUCUCUUUAAAAUAUCCAACAGUGAGGUAAAAAUAAAGAGAUUGAACUAAAACAUGGGUGAGGACAUGAGGGGACAAGGACAUGGUGGGACAUGGACAUGGAGGGGGACAUGGCCAUUCGGGGGGACAUGGGCACAGAUGCAGACAUGGGGGCUAAUGACAGGGAUGGAAACAUGGUGGGGAGACAGCCAUGGGUGAGGAAAUGGUGGGACAUGACCAGUGACACAUGCGGACAUGGCCAUUCAUGGGGACAUGAGGGGGCACGGGCACAGAUGGAGGCGUGGGGGACAAUGACAGGGAUGGAAACGUGGUGGGGAGACAGCCAUGGGUGAGGACAUGGUGGGACAUGGCCAGUGACAUGUGGGGACAGGGCCGUGGCCGGUGCCAUGGGGGGAACUUGCAGGGGCUGUGGGGGAUGCUGGGUUUGAGGGAGUUGAGGGUUCCUGCCAGGGACUUGGGCCUUGCUGAGGGCUUUGGGGACCCCAGGCCCAGCGGCUGCGGCUGCGCUGGGAGACCCUGGCGGAGGUUGUGGGGCAGCUGCUCGAGAAGCCCCUGAGCUGGAGCCCCCUCUGGGCAUUGGGGUCCUGGAAGGGAAUGAAUGUCCUUGUCCCCAGGAGGGAAAUCCCAGCAGCCCCAGGAUGUUGGGGGCAACUGAGAGGCCUCAACAGGGAGGGGAAAGCCAGACAGAGCUGUCCCUCUCCAAAACUGCACCCCAGACUUUCCCAAACUCAGGGAUUCCUCAUAGGAAAAAGCUGGCAGGAGGUGCCUGUGAAUCCUGAUUUUAAGGAGUUAAGAUUUUAGCUAAGGGUUGGAAGCCAUUCACAUUGAUCAAUAUGCAAGUUAGACAAGCAAAUGGUGGGUUAAUGAUCAUUAGAUGCUUAAGCUAGAGCUAAUUGUUAUAUUAUGUGCUAUUAUGAGCUUGUUCUGGAAGAAAGUGGAGUAAGCGAACUGUUGUAAGAACAGAUUGAAAGCAGUAAGAACAAUGGCCAGCACCUGGACUGUGAAUCAAUCAGUCAUGAAGCAGGGGACCCUGGAUUGUGCCAGAGGGUCCCAGAGACCUGAUGAAGACUCUCCUGACUUCAUCCUUUGAGAGCACUGACUCAAUUCGAGACCACUGACCCAAUUCAAGAGAAGAAUUGCACACGCAUGAAGGACUAAUAAACUCAUUUUAAUACUGAAUGGAGAUGGGAGGUGCUGGGGUUAUGCAUCUGUAUUUUAUGUAAGAUCUUGGUAAAUAAACAGAGGGUAAAGAACCUUGUUUGGUGUGGUCACGCCUUUCGGUGAUGACUGCCAUGCCACCUGCCAGUGAAUAAACAUACCACUCUCUGACUUUAAUUAGUUAGAGGGUCUUUGUCCAUGAUCAUAUCAGUUUUUAAGGACUCACUCCAGCCAAACCACCUGUAGUUAUUCUCAUCAGCACCCUCAGGAAUUCGUCAAUUA
Messenger RNA from Prinia subflava (tawny-flanked prinia), 3970 nucleotides. Its product is annotated as zinc finger protein 883-like. NCBI's taxonomy places the organism in Eukaryota, Metazoa, Chordata, Aves, Passeriformes, Cisticolidae. The coding region runs from base 310 to 2310 and encodes 666 amino acids. The record is from RefSeq and is a predicted model, not a curated record. The transcript is spliced from 4 exons.